Molecule: messenger RNA, 2002 nt
Organism: Eutrema salsugineum
Lineage: Eukaryota; Viridiplantae; Streptophyta; Magnoliopsida; Brassicales; Brassicaceae
Product: probable indole-3-acetic acid-amido synthetase GH3.1
Exons: 2
Coding region: 108-1880 (590 amino acids)
Cellular component (GO): cytoplasm
Molecular function (GO): acid-amino acid ligase activity
Source: RefSeq, a predicted model, not a curated record
CUCACUUCUUUGUCUCUUUACCCCAAUAUUUCUCUCUCCUGAUCAUUUCGUUUUUUCCCUCCAAGAAAACAUAGACAACAAAAGAGAAACAAGAAAAGACUUCAAAUAUGGCCGUAGACUCGAACCUCUCGUCCCCGUUAGGACCUCCGGCGUGUGAAAAGGACGCGAAAGCCCUCUGUUUCAUCGAGGAAAUGACUCGAAACGCGGAUGCGGUUCAAGAAAACCUCCUUGCGGAGAUUCUGAGACGCAACGCUGACACCGAGUACCUCCGCCGCUUCAACCUCUGCGGCGCCACCGACCGAGACACCUUUAAAUCGAAGCUUCCGAUUAUCACCUACGAAGAUCUUCAGCCAGAGAUCCAACGCAUCGCUGAUGGAGACCGUUCUCCGAUCUUAUCCGCCCACCCCAUAUCCGAGUUCCUCACAAGCUCGGGAACCUCAGCCGGAGAAAGAAAACUCAUGCCGACCAUUAGAGAAGAACUCGAUCGUCGCCAGCUUCUCUACAGUCUCCUCAUGCCCGUUAUGAAUUUGUAUGUGCCGGGACUAGAUAAAGGAAAAGGAUUGUACUUCCUGUUCGUUAAGUCGGAAACAAAGACACCGGGUGGGCUACCAGCUCGACCCGUCCUAACCAGCUACUACAAGAGUGAUCACUUUCGGUCUCGACCAUAUGACCCUUAUAACGUCUACACGAGUCCCAACGAAGCCAUUCUCUGUCCCGACUCCUUCCAAAGCAUGUACACUCAGAUGCUCUGUGGCCUUCUUGACCGUCUUUCUGUCCUUCGCGUGGGCGCCGUCUUUGCUUCUGGUCUCCUCCGUGCCAUCCGUUUCCUCCAACUCCAUUGGUCUCGUUUUGCCAAUGAUAUCCAGUUAGGCUAUCUUGACCCUGAGAUAACCAACCGGUCUAUAAGGCAGUGCUUAUCCGGUAUUCUUAAACCGGACCCUAACUUGGCGGAGUUUAUCCGUCACGCGUGCGAAUCCGAAAAUUGGGAAGGAAUCGUCACCCGGAUUUGGCCCAACACCAAGUACCUUGACGUCAUAGUAACCGGAGCCAUGGCUCAGUAUAUACCAACUUUGGAGUUUUAUAGCGGCGGUCUUCCGAUGGCUUGCACCAUGUACGCUUCCUCCGAGUGUUAUUUUGGUCUGAACCUUAACCCAAUGAGCAAACCAUCCGAAGUAUCAUACACCAUUAUGCCCAACAUGGCCUACUUCGAGUUCAUCCCUCUUGGCGGCUCCAAAGCCGUUGAACUCGUUGACGUAAAGAUCGGUAAAGAGUACGAGCUUGUUGUCACGACCUAUGCUGGUCUAUGUCGAUACCGAGUCGGUGACAUCCUCAGGGUAACAGGCUUCCACAAUUCGGCACCUCAGUUCCACUUCGUGAGGAGGAAGAACGUCCUCCUCAGCAUCGAUUCUGACAAGACCGACGAGUCUGAGCUUCAGAAAGCGGUGGAGAACGCAUCAAGGCUGCUUCUUAAAGAGUGUGGCACCCGCGUAGCCGAGUACACUAGCUACGCAGACACGAGCACGAUCCCAGGCCACUACGUCUUGUAUUGGGAGUUGUUAGUGAUGGACGGGGCGAGGCAGCCGAGUCAGGAGACCCUGAGUCGAUGCUGCCUCGAGAUGGAAGAGUCGUUGAACUCGGUUUACCGACAAUGCCGAGUCGCAGACAGCUCUGUUGGACCGUUGGAGAUUAGGGUGGUGAGAAAUGGAACGUUCGAGGAGUUGAUGGAUUAUGCCAUCUCAAGAGGCGCAUCAAUCAACCAGUACAAGGUACCAAGGUGCGUAAACUUCACACCUAUUGUGGAGUUACUUGAUUCUAGGGUUGUAUCGGUGCAGUUUAGCCCAUCAUUACCGCAUUGGAUGCCGGAGAUGAGGAGAAGAUAAGGGCAGGCCUAUGUUUUCCUCUGAAGAUUUCGUGAAAUCAAAGGCUUUAAAUUAAUUAGCGCUUUGGUCUGUAAUAUAAGUAGAUUCUUCGCUGCUGAUUUAGCUUUUUUUAUUAGUGUUUA